This is a messenger RNA of Schistosoma rodhaini, 2244 nucleotides long. NCBI's taxonomy places the organism in Eukaryota, Metazoa, Platyhelminthes, Trematoda, Strigeidida, Schistosomatidae. The record is from the annotation of a GenBank genome assembly.
AUGUCGUCGAGGCAUAGAAUUGAUAUCGGUGAAUCUAAGCCCAGACGGUCAAGGUUUUCUGAUGGACCAGAUAAUCACUCACGUGAUCGCUCGCGCUCCCCAGAUAAUCAGGUCAAACCUAAACAGAAUGCUUCAAAUAAGUCUCCAUUCGCAGCACAAACAAAUCCUUACAACGGCAAAUCGUUUAGUGCGAAAUACUUCGAACUUCUCAGGAAGCGUAUCAAAUUGCCUGUUUGGGAAUAUAAAGAGAAUUUUUUUCAAACGUUAUCGGAGAACCAAGUCACCGUUUUAGUUGGUGAAACAGGUUCUGGAAAAACGACCCAAAUUCCUCAAUGGUGCCUGGAAUGGGUAACUGGACGGUAUCCGACCAAAAAGGCAGUGGCUUGCACUCAGCCUAGACGGGUAGCAGCUAUGUCUGUUGCUCAGCGUGUUUCCGAGGAAAUGGAUGUGGAACUUGGUCAAGAAGUGGGAUACAGUAUUCGAUUCGAGGAUUGCACGUCCUCAAGGACCGUGAUGAAAUACAUGACUGAUGGUAUGCUUUUACGUGAAGGCAUGUCUGAUCCUUUGCUCGAGGCAUACGGUGUUAUUCUUUUGGACGAAGCCCACGAAAGAACCUUGGCUACUGAUAUUUUAAUGGGUCUACUUAAAGAAAUCACAAAGCAAAGAUUAGAUUUAAAAAUAGUUGUCAUGAGUGCGACUUUGGACGCUGGAAAAUUUCAAGAUUACUUUCACAAAGCACCUCUUAUGACCGUGCCCGGUAGAACUCAUCCAGUGGAGAUAUUUUAUACUCCAGAGCCAGAACGUGAUUAUCUCGAAGCAGCUAUCCGUACUGUAAUCCAGAUUCAUAUGUGCGAAGAGAUCGAGGGUGACAUAUUACUGUUUCUGACGGGACAAGAAGAGAUUGAAGAAGCAUGCAAACGUAUCCAGAGAGAAGUAGAUGGUUUGGGCCCGGACGUUGGUGAACUCCGUUGCAUUCCUCUCUACUCUACACUUCCACCAAAUCUUCAACAAAGAAUUUUCGAAUCUCCUCCUCCAAAACGUGCAAAUGGGGCUGUCGGUCGAAAGGUUGUGGUGUCCACAAAUAUUGCAGAGACAUCCCUCACAAUUGAUGGAGUGGUUUUUGUUAUUGACCCAGGUUUCGCAAAGCAAAAAGUCUACAAUCCUCGUAUUCGUGUUGAAUCUCUCUUAGUCACUGCUAUCAGCAAGGCUUCUGCACAACAACGUGCCGGAAGGGCCGGGCGUACAAGACCUGGAAAAUGUUUUAGAUUGUAUACAGAAAAGGCAUAUACAAAUGAGAUGCAAGAGAACACAUAUCCAGAAAUUCUUCGAUCAAACCUGGGUACUGUUGUCCUCCAGUUGAAAAAACUGGGGAUUGAUGAUUUGGUGCAUUUUGACUUUAUGGAUCCUCCCGCUCCGGAAACUCUGAUGCGUGCUCUAGAGUUAUUGAAUUAUUUGGCAGCCCUUGAUGAUGAUGGUAACCUAACCGAUCUAGGAAGUAUGAUGGCUGAGUUCCCACUAGAUCCCCAAUUAGCCAAAAUGGUUAUUGCAUCUUGCGAUUACAACUGUUCAAAUGAAAUUCUGAGCAUCACUUCAAUGUUAUCAGUACCUCAAUGUUUUGUACGCCCUGCCGACUCCAAGAAAACCGCAGACGAAGCCAAAAUGCGUUUCGCUCACAUUGAUGGUGACCACUUAACUAUGUUAAAUGUAUAUCAUGCCUUCAAACAAAAUCAUGAAGAUCCACAGUGGUGUUACGAUAAUUUCAUAAAUUUUCGCUCAUUAAAAUCUGCCGACAACGUUCGGGUACAAUUAUCGCGUAUUAUGGAUCGAUUUUCUCUUCGUCGUUCUAGUACAGACUUCACUUCUCGAGAUUAUUACAUUAACAUUCGAAAAGCUUUAGUAUCUGGUUUUUUCAUGCAGGUUGCUCAUCUUGAACGUACUGGACAUUAUUUAACUGUAAAAGACAAUCAAGUGGUCCAGCUUCACCCCUCUACAGUAAUGGAUCACAAACCGGAAUGGGUGUUAUACAACGAGUUCGUCCUUACAACAAAGAAUUAUAUACGUACAGUGACUGAAGUAAAACCAGAUUGGCUUGUGCGUAUCGCUCCUCAAUAUUAUGAUAUGUCUAAUUUCCCUGAUUGUGAUGCUCGACGGAUACUUGAACGAAUUGUUCACAGGAUUCAAAAUCGUAAACUUCAACAAGAGCAAAAACAAAACCAAGAGCCGAAAUUACAAGCACAAACUUGA